Messenger RNA from Angiostrongylus costaricensis, 402 nucleotides. The record is from the annotation of a GenBank genome assembly. NCBI's taxonomy places the organism in Eukaryota, Metazoa, Nematoda, Chromadorea, Rhabditida, Metastrongylidae.
AUGCGCAUCGAUUCAUUCGAACAACUUUCAACACUGAUCGCACGUUUACGAUUAAAGCGAUGUGGAUCAAUAUUGGCAAUGACAAUCUUCGUCGUUUACGCGCCGACAUUAAACUAUGACGAAGAAGAAGUCGAAGCACUCUAUAUGGACUUGGAGAAGUUCUACAGAGAUGACCACACAUUCUUCAAGGUCACCAUUGGAGAUUUCAAUGCCGAGAUUGGACGAAGAGGAACGUCUGAAGAACGUCACUUUGGGACCCACGGAUUAGAAUGGAACGAACAGGGUGAGCAGCUGAGUUUAUCACGGCGACCAAGACAAUCCAUGGGAACUCGCAAUUCCAGAAGCCCCACCCUCAGCGUUGGACAUGGGAGUCUCCCAAUGGAGAGUUUCAUAGCGAUAUAG